Molecule: messenger RNA, 7122 nt
Organism: Oryzias melastigma (Indian medaka)
Lineage: Eukaryota; Metazoa; Chordata; Actinopteri; Beloniformes; Adrianichthyidae
Gene: nup210
Product: nucleoporin 210
Exons: 40
Coding region: 486-6134 (1882 amino acids)
Cellular component (GO): nuclear pore
Source: RefSeq, a predicted model, not a curated record
CCAGCCUCGUGGUCUGUGACGUCACCACCCUCCCGGCAUGCUCACUGGAAGUCCAAUUAUUGCUAAUGGCGGGUAUUGUAUGAAAUAUAGGCAUUUUUGAGCUAUUGCUUACGAACCCGUUGUAUUACAUCGCUACAGUAGGUUUCUAGUGAAUGUUCAGUUUGCAUAGUUGUCUUUAAAGAAGUCCCUGGUUGUAAACAAGAACGUUUAGAGGACUUUGCAGUGGUUACCACGAACAUGCGGCGACAUUGUAUGAAGUAGUUGUGAAAGUGCAACUGGACGGACGUGCUUAACUUUAGCGCUAGCCUCGCUGGCGGCUAUGUUAGGUUACAGUGAAGAUAGCUUUUUAGAUGCACGUGCAGCACUGACGCAGCCAUACGCAACUGCAUGAAUUUGGGAAAAUAAACCCACAAACUUACACACAUAUUCAUUAGACUUUUAGUUUUGCUAUUACUGAUAAAUCAUUUUAACCCCACAAAUCGGAAAUGAACCUGUUAAGACUUCCAGUUUGUUUUAUGCUAGCAGCCGUGGUCUGUGUGGACGGCACUUCUAAGCUAAAUAUCCCCAAAGUUUUACUCCCGCUCGCGAGAGGUACAUUAAUCAACUUCACCCUGGAAACCACAGACGGCUGCUACAAAUGGUCUUCCACCAGACCUGAAGUGGCCAGCAUCCAGGCUGCAGACGAGGACCUCAGCAGAGGGUGCUCCCGCAGAGCCGUAGUUCAAGCGCUCUCCACUCAACCCUCCAGACUCACCAGCAUCAUUCUGGCCGAAGAUGUUGUCACAGGUCAGGUGCUGCGCUGCGACGCUAUAGUCGAUGUCAUUAAUGAAAUCCAGAUCGUGUCCACAACCAGAGAGCUGCAUCUGGAAGAUUCACCGCUGGAACUCAAAAUUCAUGCACUGGAUUCUGAAGGAAACACAUUCAGCACCCUUGCAGGGCUUGUGUUUGACUGGUCUUUGGUGAAGGAUAUAGAUGUGAAUGGAUUCCCUGACUCUUACAAUUCAUUACGGGUACUUAAGUUCUCUGAGUCUACGUACACUCCUCCUGCAUACAUAUCUGAAAUGGAGCGUGUGGGGAAACAAGGCGAUAUCAUUCUGGUGUCAGGGCUGAAAACGGGGCAUGCUAAGCUGAAAGCUAAAAUACAGGAAUCCCUGUAUAAGGAUGUGGGCGCUGCAGAAGUGAGACUGCUGAUCUUGGAGAACAUCCUGCUAAGCCCUGCGCAUGACAUCUACUUACUGGCAGGAACUUCCAUCCGUUACAGAGUUCUGAAGAUAAGACAGGGCACGAUCACAGAGCUCUCUAUGCCGUGCGAUCAGUACGAGCUGCACCUUCAGAACAGCGUGGCUGCGCCUGCUGGAAGUCAGGAUGCUCCCGUGGCCAGCCUGGAUCAAAGCACAUCCACAGUGACGGGACUUCAGUUGGGACACAUUAAUGUGGUGCUGGAUCACAAGAGCCUUCGAAUGCAGGGAGUGUCUCGUCUACCUAACAGCACCCUGUAUGUUGUUGAACCAGGCUACCUAGGCUUUAAAAUUCAUCCAGGAGAUAGUUGGGUUCUUGAAACAGGCAGAGAAUAUGAUAUUCUUAUUGAAGUGUUUGAUAAAUCUGGCAACAAAAUCUAUCUCUCUGAUAAUGUGCGCAUCAGCACCGUUUUUGCCGUGGAGUAUUUUGAAGUCUUGCAUUCCAGUAAAAAUGGAUCGUACCAUUACGUCAGAGCCCUCAAAGACGGCCUAACUCUCAUUGACGCUACCCUAAGAUCCGUGGAGGAUGACAGAGGACGGGUCCAUGAUCUCACCAACCCCGUUCACAACGAACAAGACGUGGAAAUCUAUAAUCCUAUCGUUCUUAGUCCCAGCAUUCUCACUUUUCCCUGGCAGCCCAAAGUUGGAGCUUAUCAGUACACAAUAAUGGCGACAGGUGGGAGUGGAAAUUUCAGCUGGACCUCAUCCAAUACAGCUGUCGCCACAAUGACUGUGAAAGGAGUGAUGACUACAGCCAGUGACAAAGGUGUCAGUGUGGUUUAUGCUCAUGAUCUGCGGAACCCGCUGCACUUUGGACAAAUGAAGGUGUACGUUGUGGAGCCUGUUGCCAUGGACUUCGCUCCUUGCACAGUAGAGGCCAGGUUGGGCCAAGUUCUGGAUCUGCCCCUCAGGAUCUUUGGACUGCUGGAGGAGUUUGAGAACGAGCGAGUGAUGCUGAGUGACUGCUCCCACUUUGAACUGCUGGUUGCAGAGGAGACGCGGGACAUCUUUGAACUGCUGGACGGGAGGCUGGCUCCAGGCCAGGACCACUGCAGCGGAGUGAGAGCCAAGGCCCUGACUCCUGGGUACACCGUGCUCACCGUCAGCUACACUCACGGCAACAUUCACCUCAGUGCCAAGAUCACCAUAGCGGCAUAUCUUCCUCUCAAAGCGGUGGAUCCAGUUUCUGUGGCAGUGGUCACGUUGGGAUCAUCUAAGGACAUGCUGUUUGAGGACGGACCGCAGCCUUGGGUUUUAGAGCCCUCAAAAUUCUUCUGCAACUUAAGAGCUGAGGAUGAAACCAGCCUGAGUCUUGCUCUCAUCAGUCCAUCGUCUCACAGCUUUAAUCAGCACUUGGUUAGAGCGACCUGCAAGGCCCUGGGAGAGCAGGUGCUGGAGGUGACUGUGGGAAACAAGGCCAGUGUGACGAAUCCCUUUCCUGCUGUUGAGCACGCGGUGGUUAAGUUUGUUUGCGCCCCUCCAUCACGCCUCACGCUGCUGCCAGUUUACAGGAGUCCACAGGUGGACCUGAGCUGCCCACUCCUGCAGCAGAAUAAGCAAGUGGUGCCGGUUUCAAACUAUCGUAACCCCAUUCUGAACUUGGCGGCCUUUGAUCGGCAAGGCAGAAAGUUCGACAACUUCAGCUCACUGAGUCUUCUGUGGGAAUCCACGAAGACCUCACUGGCCAGCAUUGAACCCACGAUGCCCAUGGAGUUUCAGCUGCUGGAGGAGGGCCAAAAGCAGAUGAAGCUUCACGGACGUCAGACAGUUCUUGUACAUCACCAAACGGGUCAUGCUGCCAUUACCGUGACAGCGCUUGGAUACCAAGUUUCACAUCUGACUGCAGCUAAAGUCCCCACUCCUUAUGAGCCCUUAGUACCUGUCUCAGCCAUGCUGGAGCUGCUGCUGGUGGAAGAUGUAAAAGUUUCUCCUGACUCAGUGACCAUAUACAACCAUCCAAACGUGCAUGCCAAUCUGGCCCUGCAAGAAGGUUCGGGGCACUUUUAUCUCAAUACCAGCGCCAGAGGGAUUGCAAAUGUCAAAUUCCAGAAGGCUCAAGGCACAGCUCAGGUUUCUCCGGUUCAUCCUGGCACUGUGAAUGUCAUGGUGCAUGACUUGUGCUUGGCUUUUCCAGCACCUGCCAAAGCCACGGUUCAUGUUUCUGAUAUCUUGGAGGUUUAUGUGAGAGUGGUAGACAAGGUGGAGAUUGGCACAUCUGUGAGAGCUUAUGUCAGAGUUUUGGAUGAUAAGAAAAAGCCCUUCUCUGCCAGCUAUUUCCAGUUUAUGAAUCUUAAACUCAAUACAGCUUCUGAAAUCGUCUCUCUCAAGCCAUUAGCAGAGUCCACAGAAAAUGACACUGCAGUGUUUUUGGUGAAAGGACUCUCUAUCGGUCAGACCACUCUGUCAGCUGUCGUCAUGGAUAAAGACGGCAGAAAAAUAGCUUCUGGACCCCAGCCAAUUGAGGUAUUUCCACCCUUCAAACUCAUCCCCAGGAAAAUGACUCUGCUAAUUGGUGCAAUGAUGCAGAUUACAUCUGAGGGUGGCCCUCAACCUCAGUCCAAUAUCCUCUUCUCGAUCUCUGAUGAGGACAUAGCUACUGUCAAUGCACUGGGUCACGUCAGGGGCGUUGCUGUCGGUAACGUAACGGUGACGGGAAUGGUCCAGGUGGUCGAUGCAGAGACUGGGAAGCUGGUCAUCAUUUCUCAGGAUCAAGUGGACGUUGAGGUGGUGGUUUUGACUGGCAUUCGCAUCAGAGCUCCUAUUACAAGAAUGAAAACAGGAACUCAGAUGCCCGUAUAUGUGAUGGGGAUGACCAAUAGUCAGACGCCGCUUUCUUUCGGUAGCGUCUUCCCUGCUCUCACCUUCCACUGGUCCACCACUAAGAGAGAUGUUCUGGAUAUUCAGCCUCGACAAGUCGAGGCUAACAUUGACCUCCAGGCAGAACACAACUUUGGCAUGACUGUGACGGGAAGAACUCGAGGGCGGACCGGCCUUAAGGUGGUUCUGCGAGUUACUGACCCAACAGCAAAGCAGCUGGAGGGGAACCUGCAAGAGCUUACAGAUGAGAUCCAGAUCCAGGUCUACGACAAGCUGCACAUGCUUAAUCCUCAAGUAGAGGCUGAGGAGAUCUUGAUGGCUCCAAACUCGGCUAUUAGACUUCAAACUAACAGAGAUGGCGUGGGCGCUCUUUCCUAUCAAAUGCUGGAUUGCCCUGAUCAGGUGGUCGUUGCUCAGGUUGAUCAUAAGGGCUUGCUCUCGUCCGGUUCUCUGACCGGCGUCUCCUCACUGCUGGUUACUUCUCAAGAAACGUUUGGUGUCAAUCAGACUCUCAUCCUGUCAGUGAAGGUGGUUCCCGUGUCCUAUUUCCGCUUCAGCACCAGUCCGGCGCGCUACACUCUCAGCAGAGAUCACCUGACUGCCUUUCCUCUGGGAGUGCUGCUUACCUUUACUGUUCAUUUUCAUGCUCACACUGGAGAGGCUCUUCACAGCUCCAGCUCUCACCUCACAUUUUCUACAAACCGGGAUGACCUGGUGCAGGUCGGGAUUGGACCCAACAACCACUCGAUAACGGUGAAAACAGUGAAUGUCGGCCUCACUCUGCUGGCAGUGUGGGACAGUGAAAACACGGGGGUGGCGGACUACGUUCCGCUUCCCGUUGAUCACGCCAUUCGCAUAGACGACGCCCGCCAUCUUGUGGUUGGAGAUGUGGUCUGUUUUGAUGUCCAGCUCAUGAGCUCGGAUGGUGCUCACGGUGUGUGGAGCUCCUCUGCAAAUGGCAUUCUCCAGGUGGACCCUAAAAGUGGUGCAGCUGUUUCCAGAGACUCUGGGACGGUCACGGUGUAUUAUGAGAUUCCAGGAGUUCUGAGAACAUACAGAGAGGUAUUCGUGAAAGCCCCCAGCAGGACAGCCGCGAUGGCUCAGGCCACGCCCGUCAGGAUUGGCCAAGAAACAAAGGUUCUACUGACAACGGCAGAAAAAGGAACCAACCUGAUAGGAACUUGCUCCUCCACCCAGACUGAGGCGAUUUCACAGUUGCAGCCAGAAACAUCUGUAAGCUGCCAUCCCAGCUUUUCCAGUGACACGAUCGACUUCUCAGCUAAUGACGUCUUCAAAACACACACCAGCUUUGACUCCAGCAUUGGCCUCUACACGUGUUCCCUGACCUUGCAGCCGUUGACGGACCAACAGAGCCGUGUGCUCAGCAUCUCCAUGACCAAUUUGCUGGUCAAAGCAGGUUUGGUGGGUGCUGGGUUUGCUGUGGAUCAAAUCAGCGCCAGGCUGCCCUUAGAACCGGGCCUGUACUUGGACCAGACGGAGCUGCUGCUCUCAACCCUGCACCCAUCCGCUGAGGUUACAGUUUUUGGUCCUGUAGCUGCACUAUCCAAUCUGCAGGUGUUUUCAACGUCUCCCAGCAUCGUUGUCCAGGAGAAGGAGGUCCACCAGGGGUUCCCCAGUUUUACCAAGUACACCGUCAGCGCUGUGGAUACUCAGGCAGCUGGCUCUGCCUCUCUCACCAUAAGCAGCUCUUCUUCUGGCCAGAGUCUCAUCCUGCCCAUUGCUUUGAUGCAUGUGUCUGAUCCCGCCGCAGCCAAAAAAGCAGUCGCUCCUCGGGUUGGUCUGACGGAGGAGUCGACCUCCCUGCACAGCUUCAUCAACAGCUACCAGAUGAUGUUCUGCAUCUUUUUCGCACUGCUUGCUGGAGCCGCCAUCAUCAUCAUUGUGCUCCACUCAUUUUUCUCUCCGAGAGAACAGACCUAUCACCCAGCUUUUAUCCAGAGAACUCCACCUCCGGUCAGAGACUCCCCGGUAGCGAACUCCUUCACCCCCAUCAUCUCCAGAGAUGACCUGAGCGGCAGCCCCAGGUCACGCCUCUACUCCUCCCGCUACAAGUCUUAACGAAGCCCCCCUACUCCAUCUUUCUUUAAAACGAGAACACCAUCUGCCAAAACUUGCACACGGACCGUGCCUUUUUUUUUCUUCUUCCAUUACUGCAGCAGUAUGUGAGAGGAAGUCCUGGUUUGAAUGUUGCUACCGACGUUUCUUCUCCGUCAGUCAAAGGAUGGUGAAAGUUGAUUUAAGGGCUGCAUUUAUUUUCUGUUUUUUUUUCUUUGUGUGUGUGUAAAUUUAUGUGAGUUUAUUGAACAUAUUAAUGUACGCAGCUAUUCAUACAAAGUGUGUUUUUAUGCAGGCCACGCCGUCCGUCACUGAUGACACAUGUUGAAGUGUCAAAACAAAAGUACUUGCUUGUGAUUUAAAAAAACAGAGUUUUGUUUGUGAUCGUUGUUGCUUUGUCAUUUUCAAUGAAACUCAGGAAAAUCAACAAUUCAUUUUGUCAGUAAGCAGGAAAAUAUUGUAUUUAUUUUUAUGAGAAAAAAAAAACAAGACUUAUGUUGUAGCGUUGGUACAUUUUGAAAAUCUGUCCACUGAAUCCGUCCCGGUAAAUCUUGAAACGGAGGAAAGUGUUUUUCCUCUGGGCAUUUCUGUUGAGGCAUCUAACCUUAUAGUGACAAAAACCUUGAUUUUUGAGCCACAAACGGUGCAGCUCCUUGUGAUUCGUUAAUGUGACAUGGCUAAAGAAUGUGAACCUUCACUUUGGUUUUGGUUUCUUCAAUGGGAAACCUCUCGACUGUACCCUGCUCUCAUUUCUCACAAUGUGAAGUUUUCUUCCUGUGGUUUCAAAAAAAAAAACGGAUAUCAAAGUGUGAUUCUUUUAAUAUGUGAAGAACAUGAUAGACACGCUCUUGUAUUAUUAUUUUUUUGUUCUUGAUUUUUAAUCAGAUUCAUGUUUUUGUUGCCGUUUCAUCAAAGCAGCUUUCUGCACAUAAAUACUGUUGCCUGUGUGAAUUUGUUAGCCUUUAUUAAAUAAAGUUUUUACUUAUGUUUA